Molecule: messenger RNA, 750 nt
Organism: Nakaseomyces glabratus
Lineage: Eukaryota; Fungi; Ascomycota; Saccharomycetes; Saccharomycetales; Saccharomycetaceae
Gene: GFD1
Product: Gfd1p
Source: RefSeq, a predicted model, not a curated record
AUGGUUUUGGACUCGAAAUGGGCCGAUGCCCCAGAUGAAGAUGAAGUUGUCGAAGUUAAAAGAGAUAUGAGAAAAAAUAAGAGUGUGAGUAGACCCAAUAGUAGACAACGGACUCGCAACUCAACUAACGAUCAAGAGACUACCCCAAGAGAAUCAGCUAAAGAAGAGUCCAGACCUAACAGCGGAAGGAGUCUUUUAGACCGUAUUGACAAAUCUUUCCUGGUCAACUCAGAAGACAAGAAAGCAGCUGGUCAUGCAAUUAGAGAUGAUAGGCAUAUGAGUCCUUUACCAAAAGAACCAAAAUCCAAAUCUAGCGGCACUAAAUCGGCUAGCAGAAAUAGUCUACUUGAUCGUAUCGAUCAAUCAUACUUAGUUGACAACAAAUCUUCUUCUAAGACAAGUGCAACGCCGUCUCCACCUUCGACUGCAUCAUCAAACUAUUCAAGACAAAAGUCUCCAGAUACUGCACAAACUACACCUGGUUGCACAAGACCGAGUUCAAGGAAUAUGCAAUCUCGAACAAAUGGUGAAAAUGGAAAGAAGACGGACCCAGCUGCAAACAAGGUUAAGAUGGAACUAUUAAAGAAGAAAAUAGAGGAACAAAAGAAACUUCUCAAUGAAAGAACACAUAAAGAGAAACAAAAAGAGCUGUUAGCUGCUUUUCUAGAAGGCGACGAACAAUUUGCUUGGGAUGAUGAGAAAGAAGAAGAUGAACUAAUAAAUAAACUCAAGUCAUCCCAAAUUUCUUAA